Lagopus muta (rock ptarmigan) is the source of this 2104-nucleotide messenger RNA. RefSeq names its product baculoviral IAP repeat containing 5 (gene BIRC5). NCBI's taxonomy places the organism in Eukaryota, Metazoa, Chordata, Aves, Galliformes, Phasianidae. The coding region runs from base 1280 to 1708 and encodes 142 amino acids. The transcript is spliced from 4 exons. The record is from RefSeq and is a predicted model, not a curated record.
CAGGAUUCCCCUGCAGCUACUUCUCUGCUGGGCAUCCACUCAGAGGCCGUGCAUUCAGGACCUAGCAGGCUAUAUCCUUGCUGGCCAGAGCAGGCAUAAAAGAUAAUCUGUAGAAGAACAAUUCUGCACCACAUUCUCAAAGGUGGCUUUUAAGAGUUUGAGGAGCUUCUGGAAUGGACUCAGUAAAGGUUAUAGGGGCUGGAGAUAGCUAUUGCUGUUCUGCAGGCUGAGGAGCAAGAAAUUGCUCUGCAGCUUGAAGGAGGAGAUGACUUGUUUCAUGCUUAUUUGCCUCUAUUGCUUGAAAAAUCAGCCACUUGCCUGUUGUAUUUGUUGCAUUCCACAUCUGUGGGACUGUAGCCUUUAGUUUUGAUCCCUUGGUAUUAUUUUAACGUGCUCUGGGAAACUGUACCCUGUUCCUUAGUGUUGCCUGUGAAAGUCUCAAAUGGCUUUGAACUGUUCCCUAUCAAGUCCUUUCCUGUUGAUCCUAAUGGCUUUAGUGAGAAGAAAGUGCAGCUGUCUUAAAGAUUGUGUUGCUGAUAGUUUGGGCAAAAACAAAUGGCGAUGAUCUAAAAAGGCAUUUGUGACUGGUGAAGGGAUCCCAGCAAACCAGAUCUGAAGGGCACUGAUGAAGCUGGCAGUACCUGUUCAGAAUGCAGGUGGGGCAUAUCUUGGAUGCUCAAGAUGUCUGUUACAGAUGAUAUCUACUUCUCUGCUGGCUGUGUGGGUGAGCACAGCACGCUAAGGAGGCACUAUUUGAGCAGAAAUUCACCCCUUGCUUUCAGCAUGAGUCUUCUGAGGGUGAGAUGAUGGGGCCAGACUCUUAACAGGCAUUGCGUGAGAUCAGGUGUGUGCUCACAUACGGGCUGGCAGCCCUGUGAAAACAAACCAGGGCUGCCAGAGAGCUCUGCCUGCCCUCGCUUGAUGAGCACCAGGAUGAGGGAGCUUUUGACGCAGCUGUAAAGCAGCUGCAGGAAAGCUGAGCACCAGAUGUCAUUUGUGCCUCUUGACAUAUUGCUGUUACGUGGGAGCAGAGGCUGAGCACAGCGAAGCCCAGACCUCUCCAAGCCUUGUGUGUGCUUUGAUGCUUCGCAAUCGGGGAGCUGCUAGAGAUCAGCUUGUCCUGCCCGUUCCUCAGCGCUGGGUGGGCGUUAAGGUUCGCUCCGCCCUAAGCCAUGCCGGCAAGGAGGCUGCAGCCCAGACGCGGACUACAUCUCCCAGCAGCCCCCGCGCCGCUCCGUUCCCGCCCUGCCCCGCGCGCCCAACAGCCGCCGUUUGAAAAAUGGCGGCUUACGCUGAAGCGCUGCCCGAGGAAUGGCUGGUCUACCUCGUCUCCACCCGCGCCGCCACCUUCCGCAACUGGCCCUUCACCGAGGGCUGCGCCUGCACGCCCGAGCGGAUGGCGGCGGCGGGCUUCGUGCAUUGCCCUAGCGAGAACAGCCCCGACGUGGUGCAGUGCUUCUUCUGCCUCAAGGAGCUGGAGGGCUGGGAGCCCGACGACGACCCGCUGGAGGAGCACAAAAAGCACUCCGCGGGCUGCGCUUUUGCCGCUCUUCAGAAAGAUCCCGCUAAGCUGACAGUGCAGGAGUUCCUGAAGCUGGAUAAAAAGCGGGCCAAAAACGUAAUUAAAAAAGCGAUUUCUCAGAAGGAGACUGAUAUUGAAGAUGUAGCCAAGGACGUGCGGCACGCGAUAGAGAACAUGGGCCCUUAGGCUCCUGUGCUGGGUGUAUGUGCCUUGACACUGCCAUGCUGUCUGAAAAGCUGUUUCCUGGGACCACUUCUGCAAUGGCCACACCUCUGAGUCGCAAAACAGCGCUGAAUUCUUCUUUACUUAUCUGAGUCUGUCUGAGAAGUACCUGGGAUGUGGUGCAUUGCAUAGAUUGUCUUUUUCAGCAGGGAUUCUUUUAUUCUUCCGUUACUGGUGCUUUUAUUUGUUCUUUUUUAAAUUCUGUUUUGUAAACUCAGUUCUUCCCAUUUGAGAAGUGCUGGUAGCCCUGCUGCAAAAACUUGUGAGAGCUAGCAGACCUUUCCAUUUUUGUACUGAAUGCUACUGGUACUUAUGGUUACUUUUAGAAAUAAAAAGGAUUGAAACUCCUUUAGGGACAUA